Galleria mellonella (greater wax moth) is the source of this 1230-nucleotide messenger RNA. Its product is annotated as alpha-amylase-like. The record is from RefSeq and is a predicted model, not a curated record. NCBI's taxonomy places the organism in Eukaryota, Metazoa, Arthropoda, Insecta, Lepidoptera, Pyralidae. The transcript is spliced from 2 exons. Bases 71 to 415 code for a protein of 114 amino acids.
GAUCUGUUCUGUACACACUGAACAAUUACCUUUCAGUAGUAUUCAGUUACUUCUUAAAAAAAAAUCCAAAAUGAAAUUCUUCGCUUUCGUCGUCUUCGCACAGGCCGUGUUCUUCCAGGCCGCCUAUUCCCAGUGCAUCAGACCGUACGGACCUCGUGUGGUUGCCCCGGUCGCAGCGCCACUUAUGGCCCCGGCGCCAAUUCUGUCCCCGGCUGUUCUACCCGCUCCAACGAUUGUCCCCGCCAUGUCCCCAGUAGCGAUCCCCAGCGUGGCCAACAGCCUUGCUGAUACCCUUUCCCUGCUGACCGUGAGCAGCCUGCUUGCUGACACCCUACCUUUGUCUUACCCGAAUGUGGUGACCAGCUUACCGAUGGUUGGUGGAUGCGGAUGUGGUUUAGGCCCCAUCUAUUACUAAACUUCUAUAUUUUUUUUUAUAAUUGGCAUAAUUUGGUAAAUAAUUUUGGUAAAAAUUAUUAUUGCUAAUUUUUUUUUAGAAAUGUGCUCUUUUAUAUUAAUUAAUUAUAUAUUAUUCUUUUUUCUCUCUUUUUACCAAUUUUGAAAUAAUAAGCAAUUUAUAUAUUAUUAUUUUGGUUUUUUAACUCAUUUAUCAUUUUAAACAAAAAUAAGCCAGCAAAGUACCAAGAUCGUUUACUAAGUAAGCCAAUUACAACAACAGGUUAUUAGAUUAUUAAAAAAAGUAAAAAUUUCUAAAAACAAUUGUAAAUCCUGUCAUUGUUUAAAUAUAUUUUGACAAUACUGCAUUUUGGCUAUCUUACCUCUUUAUAAUGUAUUUCAAACUCUUUACUUUGUAAAUACAGGGUGUAACGAAAUAUUUAAAUGUGUAACUCAAUUUUAGUAUUUAUUAAAUACCAUCAAAAACAUAAAAUAUAUAAACAUGCCAAGUCUCGAAACACAGGUUUUUCACUACAAAAAAUGUGAGAUUUCAUAGAAAACCAAGUCGGUUAUUUUGGUUAGUGUCUAUGGAAGCAUCUACUCAAUAACUUUGGUAUAAAUUGGUAUCUAAUCAAUUACUCCGGUAUCAUUGAUCGGUAUCAAUAAUAUACAAGAUGUCUAUUGCUAUAAUAACUAUAAUGACUUAUGAAAUAAAAAUAAUGAAAGUAAAAAUAACUCACAAUACCCCCAAUUCGUUACACGCUGUAUAUGUCAAUUAUGUUUAUUUAUUAAACCAUUUGUUUGAAUCUUUACAUAAAAUAAAAAAAAGUAACAGUA